This is a messenger RNA of Sclerotinia sclerotiorum 1980 UF-70, 678 nucleotides long. RefSeq lists its product with no specific name. The coding region runs from base 1 to 678 and encodes 225 amino acids. The record is from RefSeq and is a predicted model, not a curated record. Lineage: Eukaryota; Fungi; Ascomycota; Leotiomycetes; Helotiales; Sclerotiniaceae. The transcript has 3 exons.
AUGAACAACGGAGGUAUUCCAAGAGCAAGUGAACAUUAUAGAAGCCUUAACGAAGAUUUCUCCGAGAGUCACUUUGCCCUAUUCAAACAUGACGCGGAAAUUCACAAAUUAUACAAGGGGGAACUUGAAGCCGCUAGUGAACGAAUCAGGUAUCUUGAGUUGAAGCUUCAAGAUCAGGAAUCGCAUCUUCGUGAACGUGAUUUGUUACAGAAACGUUUAUAUGACAGUGAGAGAACUCGGAAAAUUGAGGUAUCUGCUCGACUCCGGGUACAAUGCCACCUCGACAUUGAACAAAAGAAAUCUUUGGAAUUCGCUCAAGAGGUGAGAAAUUUGCAAGAGUACUUGCACAAGAUGACGGGAGAUUAUACAAGCCUGCAAACCCACUCUUUAGAUAUCAUAUCUGCGAUAACAACAUGUAACGAUAAAUUGCGAGGCGAAACCAACAAAUUACAUCAUCAAGCCAUGCACAAUCAAGCCGAAAUUAUUCAUAACCAGCGUAUUAUCAAUUCUUUAGCUGACAAGAUAUCUUCAUACGAUGAAAACGCGGAAAAGGUUCUCGAAUAUUUGCAAUCAAUACGGUGGAAAUUAAACGACUCGAAAAGAUCAGUGGGAGAGGCAGAUAUAGAUGAUUCAGUUCUGAAGAAGUCAGAGAACGAUGAAGCCGGCGUUAGGCAUUGA